Messenger RNA from Sciurus carolinensis (gray squirrel), 937 nucleotides. It is a transcript of the gene Il18, whose product is annotated as interleukin 18. The record is from RefSeq and is a predicted model, not a curated record. Gene Ontology annotation, biological process: immune response; inflammatory response. The transcript has 7 exons. Lineage: Eukaryota; Metazoa; Chordata; Mammalia; Rodentia; Sciuridae. The coding region runs from base 334 to 915 and encodes 193 amino acids. Gene Ontology annotation, molecular function: cytokine activity.
AGGACUGCUGGAUCCCGAUCUGCAGCAAGGAGUUCUGUUUCCCAUGCCGUCUGCAUUCCUGCCUGUCCACUCCAACCGCUGAAGGGUCUGCCACCUUAUAGAGUCUCCACGAUUUUAGGAAAAGGAAAAGGACCUCAGAUCUUCCAGAUCGCUUCCUCUUGCAGAAAACUUAUUUGGCACAGAAAGAUCAUAUUUAUGAAUUACUUAUGUAAAAACAUGGUAUAAUCCAGACUCCACAUCCAAAGCUGCUACUGCUGCUCAGGGAGGAAAAGGCCAUCAAAUACCAGAACCUUUCAACCUUCUCUGACCCUGCCCCAAACCCCAGGAAUAAAGAUGGCUGCUGCACCUACAGAACAUAAUUGCAUCAACCUUGUGGAAAUGAUAUUUGUUGGUGAUACACUUUACUUCAGAGCUGAAGACGAUGACCACCUGGAAUCAGAUUACUUUGGUAAGCUUGAACCUACAGUCUCAAUCAUACGAAAUUUGAAUGACCAAGUUCUCUUUGUUAAUCGGGGAAAGCAACCUGUGUUUGAAGAUAUGCCUGAUUCUGACUGUUCAGAUAAUGCACCCCAAACCAUAUUUAAAAUAUACAUGUAUAAAGAUAGCUGUGCCAGAGGUUUGGCUGUAACCAUCUCCGUGAAGUGUGACAAAAUUUACACUCUUUCCUGUGAGAACAAAAUUAUUUCCUUUAAGGAAAUGAAUCCUCCUGAUGACAUUAACGAGACAAAAAGUGACAUCAUAUUCUUUCAAAGAAGUGUUCCAGGACAUGAUGAUAAGAUAAAAUUUGAGUCUUCAUUGUAUGAAGGAUACUUUCUAGCUAGUAAAAAAGAGAAAGACCUUUAUAAACUUACUUUGAAAAAACAGGAUGACUAUGGGGAUAAAUCUGUAAUGUUCACUGUUCUAAACAAAAACUAAAAAUUAAAAUUUGUUUUCUGAG